This is a messenger RNA of Anopheles coluzzii, 1114 nucleotides long. RefSeq lists its product as uncharacterized. The coding region runs from base 27 to 1109 and encodes 360 amino acids. The transcript has a single exon. Lineage: Eukaryota; Metazoa; Arthropoda; Insecta; Diptera; Culicidae. The record is from RefSeq and is a predicted model, not a curated record.
ACAAAAUACAGCCACUGACGACGAAGAUGAGUCGCAGCACCACCCGUCACCGCAUAGGCCCGUCGAGGUACGAAUUUAACGACCCAGCAGCAGCUGACGACCGGGACGAACGAUGUCGCAUGCUGGAAGAGUUCGAGCAAAGCCAGAAAGCGGCCGCCCAACGGCAUCCCCUCGAACGCACCAUGGACCGCACCCUGUCUCCGGCGCUGCGUGAAAGGACGAAGCAUUGCAUACAGGCGGUGCCGCCCCGUUUUCAGCCGCCCUCGUCCAUUGCCACCCGCCAAACCGACGGCGAUAGUAGCCGCCCGUCCCACGAACUCGGCUCACUAAUUCCCGCGCAAAAAGCGACCACGGUCCAGGUGACGAUAGACCCGCGCACCAAACCGCGACCCCUUCCGCCGAGGGUGGAAAAUUGGAUGGAAAACUUUCUCCGGAAGCCAGCGCGUGGCCGCGUCCGGUGGCGGUCGAAGCUGCACGAACAGGAACCACGCUGCUCGGACCGGCCGCCGGCCGAGCGGGUCGAACAGCUGAUCGACGUGGGAGCGCAAGACUUUGUCGACUGGCUGAACACGCUCGGCGCGGACCGGUCCAGCCUGACGACGGACGUGGUGAAGCGACUGUUCUCGAUCGAGUCGGCCGACGAAACGUCCCGGGCGCUCAGCAUCGCACCGAAGGAGAUACGGGCCGUGCCGGGACAGGUGGCGACGGAGUGGAACUUGCCGCAGCUGGCACUGGAGAACCGUAUUGCAGGGCUGGUGGAGCACGACCGGGCGCUGGCAAGGGGUGGCAUUAGAAGGACAGCUUUCGGGCGUGGAUUGCCGCAGGAGUUGCGGAGCGGUUGGAAGCAGGACGAUGCACUGGUCGGGUGCGAUGUGGAGCGACCAGACGUUCCGGACGAUUUGAUGAGUUUGAAGCGACUGUUCCGUGACAUCUGGCACCUGCGCUCGGUCAAGUAUUUGGUGGACUAUUUGGUCGAGCGACCGGCACUGCCACGGCCACGGUUUUUGGUGGAGAAGGGUCUGUUUGAGCGGCAGGCUGUUGACGAGCCGGUACCAUUCUAUCGGAAAGUUCUGUCCCAGAAAGCCAUCGCGGAGAGCAUCAAAAGAUAGCGUGA